AUAGCAUUAUAAAACUGAAGGGCAACAACACUAUGAUAAAACGAAACUUUCUAAAACGAAUCGUGCAUAUUUCAUUUCACUGGACCAGGCAUCAACCCGAGGUUCGAAAUAACAUAACAUAACUGCCAGCUGCUAGCAGGAUAAAUAUUAGCUAGGGACUCUUUUUGUUUAGGGUAAUACUGUAUGUUUUUUAGAAUUCCUGCACUUCACUGCACUACAACUAAACUUUAUAAAAUCAAUCACCAAAAUCAUUUUCAAUUACUUUCAUGGACUUAAUCCAGAUGCAGUUAUUUUUUUAUCACACAAUAUAAUUCGCGUUUGCUGUAUGUAAUUAAGGAAAUUAGAAGCAUAUGUUGUGGAAGCCAAAAUAAGUGUAAAUAUCCAGUAGUUUCCUUAAGUUAAAAACCAUUUCAUCGCGUUUUGUAGUUGCGACAGAGUAGGGGCAAAGUUCAAGUUCAUCUGAACUAUCUGCAUGGCAACGUAAACGACUGCCGAUAUGAUUGAGAGACAUCAUUUAGGGUGAUCGUCAUUACAGCCAGCCUCUUGAUUGCGAGGACUAAGAUAAUUUUCUUUGAAAAAAAGACCAUCAGCGAUUCCAUGUUUUUAGAGGACUGUUUUCCUGGUGGCUGGUGGUUCGAAACGAAUCGCAUCCCAUCGAAACCAACACCAUCUGCAAUAAAGGUAGCAUAGCAUCAACCAAAUGGAGUGCAAAUGAAAAAGAAACUAUCAUCAGAAGGCCAAGAGAGUUAACAACAGAGUAAAACCUGUUUGGUCUCUAAGCAUGCUCUGUCUACACACGUUCUUCCCUGGAUGAUUGUUUCCUCCAAAGAUCUUGGAGACAGGCGGAUAGGAAGACCUUUCAACGUAACGAAAGAGAAAUAAGCAACAAAAACACAUUCACCUCAGCACAGAAAAUCAGAAUCUUUAAGGUAAGGGGUUUCUUCGUUUGUGAGUUCUUGGUUGUGUGAGCAUCUAUGGGCGAAUGCAUCAAACGAGUUAGCUCAUCAUCUCCUCUUUGGGCUACCGAUUGGGCCGACAACAAUCCCUAACUUUAAGUAUAGGACCAUGCCAUAGGCAAAUGGGUUUGGCAAAAGAAGGACGUAGGUUCAGUACUAAAUGACAUAUCUUCCUGCAGACGUGGUAAAGAAGUGAGAACAAAAUGGAAUGCUAAUGUUACAAAAAAUCUUAGCUUAAGACACUUUUGGUUUUCUUUUAUACAUUUUCCAUAAUGGAUUUUCCAACAUGACCUUAUGCAAAGUACGCCCAUGAGUCGUGGAAAUACCUGUGUGUUUUUAAUAUGAUUGUCUUCCAAGUGGUUGGAAACGAGCAGUAAAGGCUGAAAUGGACCUUCAUUGACCUGCAUUGUUUGCUGAGAAUCCCAUAGCAUAUAGUUCAUAACAGAGAAAGCAGCAGAACCGAUGUAAAAAACCCAGCAGGACUUGAUGCGUAGGUAGGCUGAGUGUUGAUGCAUUUCUAUGAUUGGUUCCUAUGCGUACCAUCUUCUCAAUCAAUGCUUAUGCUGCAUAUGUUUGUUUUGUAUGCGUGUAACUAAGAGCUUGGGCUUUCAUUUCAAUUAGAUCAUAAUGCCUGUUGGUAAUCUUUACCGUCUACCUGCUGCUAGCAACAAACGUGGUUAAAAAGUAGAACGCUUAAUAGGCAGGAAUGUUAUAUUUACCUGGUGAAAAGAGGCUGUUACCGGAUGUCGUAAAAUACACGCAUGCUGUUUGUAGUUCGUGGUACUUUUUGUUUUAGAAAGAACCCUACUAUGUGUUCCGUAGAAUAGUUUUCCUUAUCAUAUAAUACAUCGUCAAUCUGUGUUCAAAACCACCGAAUGGAAUUCGUAAUAAAAUGUCUGACAAACAUAGUUUGUGAAAACUAUUUUUUGAUGAAAAAACCAUGGUUAUCGAACGUGGCCGUUUAUGUUUUGGAUAAGCUUGGCAAACACAAGAUAAAGAGCUAUUGUAUAUGAAGGCCAGAAGAGAACAUAAAGAUUUAUUAUGAAAUACGGCAACGUCGCCAAAGAAUAUAAUCGUCAACAUGAAAUCUUUCCCUUCCCUAAUACAUGAUAAAACGAGUUCGAGGCGCAUUGACUGUUUCGUACAUUAUUGUCCGGCUCUUACUAUUGCAUCCUAUGUGUCUACCAAGCGCCGAAUUGUAGUUUACUACAUUGUGGGUGGCAGUAGUGAGGCAAACUUCUGGUUUCAUAGAUCGAUUUUUCCAUCAAGCGAGAGAACGUUGCCAUUAUCGAACGGAGCGGAUCAAUAUAUCCUUUUGUGCUAAGGUGACCCGAGGGGAGUAAUAGUUUACUCGAAAAGUGUCGCCUCGCCAGGUAGACUGCUCGAAAUAUGGCCGAUUCUCUGCUCGAAUAGCCUCGAGUGCAUGAAAAUGAAAAAUUUCUUCCAGAUGUGCUCGACAGUUGUCGUAGCGCGGAGCAAACACUUCGACGACUAAGCGUCGUACCACGCGGUUUAAUCUUUAAAAAAUCGUUGAGUUGAAAAAUCGUUCCCUCCUCUCGUCUUCGGGAAAGGUUGCUUGUGUGUUGUUCUACCGUGUCAGCAUCUCACUAACAUUCUCAGAGGUUGCUUCGGAACGGUGCCAGGCAACCAAUUAUACGGCUAUUUUUUAUUCAAUAGUGUCUUCGCGAUUUUUUGCGAGUUUUAGAAUUUUGGGUUAACAUAGUAUGUAUGUGUGUGUGUAAAAGUGCGCAAAAAGUGUCCUUGUAAAGAUUGUGUCGAAUGUUUUCUUUUUUCGUGUUGCAUCGUACCUGCUACCUUCGACAGAAAUUGGGCGAGUCAGGAUGCUUGUAGAUUAAUCCUGGAUUUUGUGCCCCAGAGUUGCCAUAGCUACGAGACAGUCAUCGCUCUCAAGAGAAGGGGAGAGCGAAAAUUAACAAAGUAUUUAGCAAGCGGAGUGUUCCCGCACGUGCUACGCUCAUAUCAACCUUUUGGACGUGCUUGCUCGUGUUCCUUCAAGUGUUGUUAGUGUUCCAGUAGUGUUCAGGCAUAAAAGCAUGUGUUUUAACAAAAGCGGCAGUGAAACGGCGAAGGCUUGAGUUGAGUAGGUGGAAAAUACAAACGCCGCAGUCGCCAACACAACGACCGGGUGGGAAAAAUGAUACCCAUUAACAAUAAAAGUUUGCCAGCUUUGUAUGUCUCUGGAACAAAUGCCAGACCGCGUGAGGGUUGAUUGAGCCACGAUAGUGCAAGAGUGAGAGAAAAGUACUAGAACACAGGCGACUAUCUCACGGUUGGCAAGCGAUUGUUUGUAAAAUGAGCGGUUCUAAUAGGUGCUUUCGUAAAAGCGCUUACUGCUGGUGCUGUGUAUCUUUUUCCUACUGUUAGCGUCAUUGCUGUCGCAAUCAAGUGCUGUCUAUUGUGCUAAAAAGAAGCAAAUUAAUAGUACAAAUUAAUAUUUUUUUUAUCAAACCAAAAGUUUGCCAGGCGAAAAGCACAGUAAUUUUUUUUUAUGAAACGAAGGAAACCCGUGAAAACCGUGUGUGGAAUGAAUGAUAAAACCAUGUCUUCAUGUACGAAUGCCAGCAAUUCAUCGUAGCCGGAUAAUCUCAAUUCAUCCACUCAAUUCAUCGUAGUCGGAGCUGGGAGAUUGAACUUCUUUCGUCAGGAGGGGAAUAUAUUUCCAAAAACAAAGGGGCCCUUACAGAAGGGCUACUUUUUGCAGUUUUCCAUCGAAAAUAAUAGGAUUAUCUCUCAAACCAAACACCUCUUCGUUUGUUGCAAACAAACCAGCCGCCUUCCCAAUAUCGACCUCGAGAAGAACGAAGAAAGAAAAACAACGAAAACCUUCUAAAUGGAAUUAGCACGAAAGAGAUACAAAUCCAGUCGGGGUCCGGUGCUAAGGUCAAGCGAACGUCGCCGUCCACAGAGUAUAUCUACAUCCACCUCCACUUUAUUACCGCGGGUAGUGCUGAACCGCUUGGAUUCGAGGGACUGUGAGCAGCGUAUCCGUGUGUCGUACAAGGUUGCCAUCCGCAGCACCAGAAGCACUCGUAACAACAUCAACAGUAGUCACAGUGGCAUGAAUAUGGGGCAAAAGAUUAGUGGCGGCGUUAAAACGGUCAGCCGUGACCAGCCAUCCCCGUUCAUUCCGAAAAUUCCACGAGAACUGGCGGCCAACUUCCAGCGUCCAGCGCGUUUAGAUGUGCUACUGGAUAUGCCGCCUGCACCCCGGGAAACGCAGCUCAAAUACUCGUGGAACGCUGAAGAUCGCUCACUAAACGUAUUCGUGAAGGAGGACGACAAAAUGACCUUCCAUCGGCAUCCGGUGGCACAAAGCACAGACUGCAUACGAGGCAAGGUUGGCUUCACGAAAGGUUUGCACGUGUGGGAAGUGUUCUGGUCCACGCGGCAACGCGGAACACACGCGGUAAUCGGUGUAGCUACCGCUGAAGCACCUCUCCACUCCGUAGGAUAUCAAAGCUUAGUAGGUCUCAAUGAACACAGCUGGGGUUGGGAUCUGGGCCGAAACAAGCUCUACCACAACUCCAAGUCAAACCCUGGCGUCACUUACCCUGCAAUAUUGAAGCCGGAGGAAACAUUCGUGGUGCCAGACAAGUUUCUCGUCGCACUCGAUAUGGACGAGGGCACGCUCAGCUUUAUUAUCGAUGGGCAGUAUCUGGGGGUUGCGUUCAAGGGCUUAAAGGGCCGUAAGCUCUACCCAAUAGUAUCCGCUGUUUGGGGCCAUUGUGAAAUCACGAUGAAGUACAUUGGCGGAUUGGAUCCUGAACCACUGCCACUGAUGGAUCUCUGUAGGCGCGUUAUUCGUCAGAGAAUUGGACGAACAUAUCUAGAGGAACGCAUACCAAACCUAGCCCUGCCACAAUCGAUGAAAACGUAUCUGCUAUACCGGGAUAGAAGAUAAUAUAGCGUACAACAGCAGCAGUCCCAGUAUCGUUUCGAGCGUAAAGGUAUGGGAAAUAAACUUUUCCUUCCAGUAGUGUUCGCAUCGGUGACCACCACUCCAAGAACGAUGACAAAGACGACUAUUCGUCUGCAGCGGCAAUUUUAGAAGAAAAUGGAUCGUAUAGUUAACCAGAAAAUGUCGCCACUAUCCUCGAGAAGGGUAGCUUUCAAGCUGUGUUUCUUUCUAUUUCCAUAUUAUGUCUGAUCCGGAAUAAUCUGUAACAAUAUCAUUCCCAUCCUGCUUUUUUCUGCCCUCAAACAAGUACCAACAACUGGAGAAGCAAAAAAAAAUGGAACGACACUGUUUCGAACGUGAGCAAACGCUUACUGAUGUGAUUUAGGUUCGUUUUACUCACUCUUUGUCAUUAUUAUCAAUUAACGACUCCGAUCACAAUCAAGAUCGUUCAUAAUCAUCAUCUACUCUGGUUUCAUUGUUUUUUCAUUGACUAUGCCUAAUGGCAAUUUUGUGAUAUCAGACAAAGAAUGGGUAAAACUUAAAAUACAAAUACCCAUUACCCUAGACUCUCCUGAUUGUAGCCGUUGCAAAAGCAACCAACAACAGAAUAAUCUUCUUUUGAAGCAAUCGAAGCAAUUGGGUUCUUUUGAAGCAAUCGAAGUCAUUUCGAUUCAGUUUUUUUUUUUUGGUUUAUAUUGGCAAUCGCCUUGCAUCAAAAGGGUUCGCCCAGAAGCAAUACAUAUGAAUGGGGAGAAGUAAUAUGAUAAAAGGACUAGGUACGUUCUGGGUAUUGAUGAGGUACGUUCUUGCCGCUGAUGGAUGCAAUAUUAUUGUACCGAGAAUCUUCUGCAGUGUAAAGUAGACGAUACUUUUCAUGCUGAGUAUAAGCACACCGGUAGAGGCUACAUGCCUACAUUGUAAAACAGAUACUUACAAUCGAUUUAUAUAGAACAUUUCGAGAGACUUAGGUAGGUUGGCAAGUAGAGAAAAGCAAGCAUGAUGAAAGAACUGCGGUAGCGAUAAGAAACUUUUAGGAUUAAAGAAUUGGAUCAAGUAAACCGAAAUAAUUGCACAAGAGCAACAUGGCUUAGUGAAAGAGGAAGAAAAACUAUUAUGGUCAUUACUGAUAAAGAUAGGCAAAUCGAAAAAAUACGAUUGAUAGGGAUGAAAGAGAUCGAGUGAGGAAAUGUAGAAAAUGCAAUAUACAUUGCGGUCGUGCUGCUCAACUAUAGGUGAUCUAUGUUGUGUUGGGACGGUUGCGAGAAUCCUGAAAGUGACUAUUAGGUCGAUUUCCCUUUCCUGCGCGACCCUGCUCUUCCAUGCAUCGCAUAGCUGCUUUCUUCGCGCCGUGACGUUUCUUUCUAUAGGCUAUUUGCAAUGGUUGGAGUAAAUAUGCAUUUGGAGGUCUUAAUCAAUUUUAAGAAAACAUGCAAUUUGAAUUAACUGAAAAGAUAGUGAUGAUUCCUACAUUCAUUCACAUCCUUUGUUCAUUUGUCAUUCCUUUUGCGGUAUCACGCGAUCUUGCCGGCGUAAGCUUGUUUUGGGUUCUUUUCCACACUUGGCCGCCGUUUUAUGCAACAAUAACUGUGUGAAGAGACUAGAGAAAUAUGGUGCGAAGGAAAGGGUGUUUUGGCGUACAUGCGUGAGCUAUUAAGGUAUAAAGAGGUCGUAUUGAUAAAAACUGUGUUCUUUCUUUUAUAAGCUUUUUUAAACGAAAAAUGUAAAAUAGUUUUUUUUAGUGGAAGGUAUUGUGAAUGGGCUCGCAAGGCAAAAAGAAAUAGUUGAAUCAAGAGGAUAUAAGGAAGAAAUAAGAAGAAGAGACUCAUAUAGCAUGUAUGAUCGAGGAAGCAUGUCAGAUCGAGGAUCGAUGCAAGAACACGAACAAGGCUGGAUGCAUUUUUGUGUUAGCAGGGAGUGAUAAUGUAGGAACGGUGGUAAGACUUGCGUCAUAUUUGGGGAAGCAUGGAAUGUUUGAAUAGAUAAGGUAGAGAGUUAAGAGAGAGAAAUAUUAAGAGAAGAAAUGUCGCAUAUUACACGAGAAAAGAGAGACAAAGAAACUAAAGGAAAACUAAAAAAUCCAAAAGUGAAUUGCAAUUAACAAGGAAAGAACGCGCACUCUUCCGAUAGUGAGUGUGUGCAUUUAUCGAGUGAGUGACUCCCAUUGAUGAUUCCUCUUGUUUAAUAAAUCUACUGGACUGACAAUGAGAGUAAACAAAGUAAAAGAUUUGAACAGUGAGAAAAGUUUUCUUUAUGCUAUUUUCGACUUGAGAAAAUAUUUCAUCAUUACCAAAAAUAAAUCAUUUGCAGAGUCCCAUCAUAAUGUUUCAUGUAGACAUUCCCGGCCAUUACUACGUCAUAUAUAUGCAUGCUAAUAGUUAUUUAGACCUCACCUCGACUAAAGUAUAGAACAUAAGUAAAGCAACUCGGUAGAGGAUUAUGGAAAAGUACCUUUGGUUGAUUUUGAUGAUAUGAAGCGUGUUAGACGACCACAUAAUAAGAAGACCAUUAAACAUGGAGAAGGAAGCUUCAUUGUCUAAGGAUGCUUCUCUUGGCAAAGUAUGAACCUUCUUCAUCGUUCAUCGGAUAGCAAACGGGAUAAUGCACAUAAAAACCACGAGAAAUUAUAAUCCCUGAUACCCAAUAUAAAAUGUCGUUGACUUGGAGAAAUCAACACAACAAUGACCCAAAGCCUGCUUGCAAAGUUGUCCAAAA
Messenger RNA from Anopheles darlingi, 7587 nucleotides. RefSeq names its product protein gustavus (gene gus). Lineage: Eukaryota; Metazoa; Arthropoda; Insecta; Diptera; Culicidae. The record is from RefSeq and is a predicted model, not a curated record. Gene Ontology annotation, cellular component: SCF ubiquitin ligase complex. The transcript is spliced from 4 exons. Gene Ontology annotation, molecular function: protein binding. The coding region runs from base 3808 to 4878 and encodes 356 amino acids. Gene Ontology annotation, biological process: proteasome-mediated ubiquitin-dependent protein catabolic process; intracellular signal transduction.